This is a messenger RNA of Parathielavia appendiculata, 1623 nucleotides long. RefSeq lists its product as uncharacterized. NCBI's taxonomy places the organism in Eukaryota, Fungi, Ascomycota, Sordariomycetes, Sordariales, Chaetomiaceae. Bases 471 to 1295 code for a protein of 274 amino acids. The record is from RefSeq and is a predicted model, not a curated record. The transcript has 3 exons.
ACAUGGCAGACAUGGACAAUGCAGCUAGUCGCCUGGCCAGUCAAGUGUGCAGUGUUGGCAGUGUUUGUCCAGCAGUCCAACCUUCGAGAAAUCCGGACCCAACACAAGUCCGCCAAUCUCCCGAGGGCUGGGUACACACCUUUUGCUCUAAAUACGCUGAUCCCCCUGCAUUUCUCACGUGUUGCUCUCUAAACCGUACUUGAGCACGAGGUCAGCUUGUUGCUGAUACUCUUGUCGCUUGUCACCGAUAUUGAAGCUUCAAAUCGAUCGACGUGUAGGGGUUGGCAACCAGCCCUGUCAGACCUUCCGGACUCGCUUCGUCCGACCUCAUUGUUGUCUUGGCCCCAAGCUUCAUUCCCUGUGCCGUCAUUGCGUUUAGAUGCACGCACCUCCGCUCGGCCAUUUUGCUUCGUUGCUACCACCCGUCCACCCGUUCCCCUCUUGACCUUUCCAGCAACCGACUUCUGCACAUGGCCGACAUCAUGAUGACUACUCCCAUGGCUGACGAUGUCUCACGGUAUGCACGCCCCGCAAGGGAGUCGCUGAGUUCUGAGGAUUUUGAGACGGCGUCCAUCCGCUCGGCCGCUCCGUCGUACACCUCCGACGCUCCCUCCUACCACUCAACCAACCCACACCCCGACCCCCUCCCGCCCUACUCGCCACCAGCCCGCUCAACCCCUCCAACAACAACCACAACAACAACCCGCCAAAACAGCAGCGUCUCCUCCCUCCUUGACCCAGUGCCUUCCCCAUCCUCCUCCUCCACCACCACGACCGCCCCGCGGCGCUACGGCCUCCCCCCCGUUCCCACCGGCCCACCACCCCAGGACUUCCCCUCCCUCUCGCAAUUCCGCAUUCCGCCCUGGUCCACCGCCAACUCAACAUCCAACCCGACAGCCCGCAUCUACCACAACGUCGCCCUUCGGCGCGCCGCCAGCGUGGCCAGCAGCAGCAGCAGCUCAACCGCCAACCUAGAUGGGCUGAUGCGGCGGGUGAUGCUGGAGCGGAUUGAGGAGGAGGAGCGGUACCAUAACAGCCAGCAGCAGCGGGUGCGGCCGCUGGAAGAUCCGUACCUGGUGGGCGAGGAGGCGGCGGCGCGGGCGCGGGCGGAAAGGAUGGCGCGGGAGGAGAACUGGGGGGAGGAGGUUCUGAUCAGGGAGGAUCGAAGGUGGGAUUGGUUUUUGGCUCAGAUGAAGGACCGCGAAGAGCGCGAGCGGAGCUGGAAACGGUUCCGUCGCGAUAUUGACAGGCGGUCGAACAGCAGGCUUCCGUUCCGCAUCGGCGCCCGUUUCUAGGGGGAUGUUGGGCGUGCCUGGCGCAUAGUUUUGAAGGUUGCUGUGUUUUGGCGCCAUGUGUUGGAGGCUUCAGUUUUGCGCUGCGUUUCUAUUUACUUCUUCCACUCCUUGCAGACCGUUUCGGCCUCGGGGCUUCAUUAGGGUAUUUUGCAUUGGGCAGGAUCGGGUUUUGUAUCGGCCGGGGUGUUUUUGGAGUUCUUCAUGCUUGGGUUUCAAGAUUGCUAGGAUGAGCUUGGUUUUUGGGAGGUCCUUGCAUGUAUGGACGAUGAGACAUGUUUUGCAGCCGGUUCUACUAGCAGAGAAUGACAGCCAGCAUAUGCCACUUGAU